CCCUCAGCUCGGCUUUCUUAUCAUGACUUUGAAGUUGCUAUAAAGGCAUUUCUGAGGCAGACACAGAAUCACCUACCGUGGAGCUGUGUUGAGUAUUGCGUGCGUUGGAGCUGAAUAACAUAAUCCUACAGUACUCAAUUCUAUUUUUUAUUCAAAUGAACUUAUAAAAAAAAGAUUGUGAACAUGGCAUGUUUUUCGUUUGUAGCCAAGACCCGGCCAACCAUUACAAAGAUAUCUCUCUAUGACCCUACUCAAGUACCACCAUCGAUCACAAUUACAAGGGGAACAGUCUACCAAUGUCUCAACAAAAUCAAGUGAAUUCGCUGAUGCGGCCAAUACGAACGAUCAAUUGGCCUUGGAUGACCUUGCUGAGCACUUUGGAGACAUUCCAGAUGAUGAUGAGGACGUGACAGCACAAGUCAAUUCCUUGUCAUCUGAGGCUAUCAUUCAGGACUAUCUCUCUGUUUCCUACCACAUCAUUUUUUCACCGAGCUAUCAAGUCCCAGUUCUAUAUUUUAACGCGUCUCAUCCAGAUGGCACAUCCAUCUCGUUGAACGAAAUAUAUGCUUCACUUGUACCUGAAGAAUGGCGUAGUAAUAUCCAGAACGCGGGAUUGAACGGUGGAAUAUCUCAGCAAGAUCAUCCAAUUUUGAACGUUCCUUUUUUUUACAUGCAUCCUUGCGAGACUGUCUCUCUUAUGGAUACUGUAAUCCAAAGCCAUAACAAUGAUCCUAACGUGCCCCAAUCAUCUUUUCUCGAAAACUAUAUUGCCACAUGGCUCAGUUUCACAGGGCAGGCCAUUGGUGUAGCCAUCCCUACCGAUAUGAUCGCUGGAACAAGCUAGGGGAAAAAAAAUCCCGAGUUCAUGCGCCUGAUAGACCGAUGGAUAUAAAUGAAGUCCU
Messenger RNA from Lobosporangium transversale, 902 nucleotides. RefSeq names its product autophagocytosis associated protein. Gene Ontology annotation, cellular component: intracellular anatomical structure. Bases 242 to 844 code for a protein of 200 amino acids. The transcript is spliced from 2 exons. Gene Ontology annotation, molecular function: Atg12 transferase activity. NCBI's taxonomy places the organism in Eukaryota, Fungi, Mortierellomycota, Mortierellomycetes, Mortierellales, Mortierellaceae. The record is from RefSeq and is a predicted model, not a curated record. Gene Ontology annotation, biological process: protein modification by small protein conjugation; macroautophagy; protein lipidation.